Thrips palmi is the source of this 4395-nucleotide messenger RNA. RefSeq names its product endoplasmic reticulum mannosyl-oligosaccharide 1,2-alpha-mannosidase (gene alpha-Man-Ib). The transcript is spliced from 11 exons. Gene Ontology annotation, biological process: carbohydrate metabolic process; N-glycan processing. The record is from RefSeq and is a predicted model, not a curated record. The coding region runs from base 295 to 2139 and encodes 614 amino acids. Gene Ontology annotation, cellular component: endoplasmic reticulum; membrane. Lineage: Eukaryota; Metazoa; Arthropoda; Insecta; Thysanoptera; Thripidae. Gene Ontology annotation, molecular function: mannosyl-oligosaccharide 1,2-alpha-mannosidase activity; calcium ion binding.
CGUCGUCUGUUUUCCAUUUCCCAUUCAAGUUCAAGUGGCAUCAUGGCGGACGUGUGGAGCGGAUAAGGAGGAUUUCGUGGAAGAAAACAACAAACAUUUUAAGCGGUGACCGCCAAAUUAAACAGUCAUGACAGAAGUCGAAUUGAAACUCGUGGUUUGACGGUGUUUCGGUCGAUUCGCGGCGUCCCCGGCCCCGUAAAACCGUCUUCCCGCAACUCCCGGUGUGUCGGUUAACCUAGUCACAGGAACCAAGUCUGACAUUCUGACAUUGUUUUUAUCACCGAGGGCAGCAAAAUGUUCACAACCUUCGGAAAAGAGUACGUCGCCUUAAACGUUGAUCCAGGACAGCACGAUGGCUCCCCUGAAUUUUCAAUAUUUCGCCGUCGCGCCAUUUGGAGGUUCUGGAAUCGACUGUCCCGCUUCCAAAAGAGUCUUAUUUAUUUAAUGCUCGCAUUAGCAGUAAUAUUAUACCUCUACUGGCUGUCUUCACAUUAUAUUAAACCAGACAUGAAUCUGGAUACCCAACUAGCACCAGUCCAAAGGCAAUAUCCUUCUCAGCUUCCCAUUGUGAGCAUUGACACAAAUGUUAAUCAGCUCCCUAACACGGGUAAAGGGAACGAGGCCGUUUUAGAGGAUGCUGCGGAAGGCGCUGCUGCUCCUGAGGAGGAGGCUGUUGGUCCUCCGGGAGGACAUUUGGUGAAUGUCGGAGAGCAACCAGGCACAGUAAAGCCGCUUGAUCCUUUAGUCAAACCAAUUCCCAUGAAAUUCACGGGGCCAACAAAUGAACGUCAAAAAGCUGUUCUUGAUGCAUUCAAACAUGCAUGGAAGGGUUAUAAACGCUUUGCCUGGGGUCAUGACAACUUGAAGCCCAUUUCUGGUUCAAUCCACGAUUGGUUUGGACUGGGACUCACAAUCGUGGAUGCAAUUGAUACAAUUUAUAUCAUGGGACUACAAGAAGAAUUUGAGGAAGUAAAAGAAUGGGUUGCUCAUUCACUAAAGUUGAAUGUUGACAGGGAUGUUAAUUUAUUUGAAGUAACUAUAAGAGUCUUAGGUGGGCUUCUAAGUGCUUACCAUUUAAGUGGUGAAAGAGUAUUUUUGGAAAAAGCUGUCGAAUUAGGUGACAGACUUCUGCCAUGUUUUGAUUCAGAGUCUGGUGUACCAUUUUCUGAUGUCAACCUUGGAUCUUUAAAAUCUCAUUCACCCAAAUGGAGCCCUGACAGCAGUACUUCAGAGGUCACAACAAUUCAAUUAGAAUUCAGAGAUUUGAGCCGCAUCACAGGUGAUUCUAAAUAUGAGAGAGCUGUGUCUCGUGUCUCCCAACAUGUGCACCAUUUACCCAAGACUGAUGGCCUUGUUCCUAUAUUUAUAAAUGCACAAACAGGACAGUUUAGGUCAUAUUCAACUAUCACACUGGGUGCUCGAGGUGAUUCAUAUUAUGAGUACCUUCUCAAACAGUGGAUACAAACUGGCCAAACAGUUGACUAUUAUAGAGACGAUUAUUUAGAAGCCAUGGAAGGAGUGCAAAAGCAUCUUGCACGGUACACUCCACGGCAGAAACUCCUGUUCGUUGGAGAGUUGGUGACAGGUGGAAAAGAUUUUAAACCUAAAAUGGAUCAUUUAACAUGCUACCUACCAGGUACUAUGGCAUUAGGAGUACAUUAUGGUCUCCCUCAGAAGCACAUGGACUUUGCAAGUGAGUUACUUAAUACAUGUUACCGCACCUAUGUGGACCAACCAACAGGACUGGCUGCAGAAAUUACUUACUUUAAUGUGCAGGAAUCUAGCACAGGUGAAGACAUGUUUGUUAAAAGCAAUGAUGCUCACAACUUACUUCGGCCUGAAACUCUAGAAAGUUUGUUUAUCAUGUACCAGCUAACUGGCAAUACUACUUAUCAAAACUGGGGGUGGGAAAUUUUCAAAGCUUUUGAAAAGUACACCAAGGUUCCAAAUGGCUACACCUCCAUUGGUAAUGUCAAAUCAGCCCAAAAUACUCGUCCUAAAGAUAUGAUGGAAUCUUUCUUCCUUGGAGAAACACUUAAAUAUUUUUAUCUGCUCUUUGCGGAUGAUCGGUAUCUUAUUAGUUUGGAUCAGUUUGUUUUCAAUACGGAAGCCCAUCCAUUGCCAAUUUAUGACUCAUAGUUCAUUGCUCACUUGUUGUUCUCCAUUUUAUUUCUCUUGCUUUAAAUUAAAUAAGCACAAUGUUAUAAAACCUAGAAACUGAGUAUGUGAUUUUAAGAAAAAGACUCAUGAUUAUCUUGUAAUUGUGUUUAUUCACUUUUUCAAAGCAUGUUUUGUUUAAAAUAGUUAUAAACUUUUAUGUUCUUUUCUUUAUGAUUUGUUAGAGGUUUUGGUUAAUGUAAAUAGUUACAAAGGCGUUGUGAUUUUUUUAAUUAAGGGGGGCCAGUUUACUUGGUAUGAAUUUUAUUGACCUUUUAGGUUAUUGAAUCAAAUUUGCAAUUGCACCAAGAAUCAAGAUGCACUUUUAACAGUUCUGCUUGUCUACUGAGGCUCUGCUGUUUUUUUUUCUUUGAUUGUAGAUGAAGUGGCUUGUGGUUUAGGCUGUUUGUUUUGGUUGUGUACAGCCAUUGUUUUAGCCAGCCUUACUGCUGUGAUAUUAAUGUUAGAUGAUGGGACUUCCCAACAUUUGUUUUUCUGUAUGCUAUGCAUCAAUGAACUUGAAACAAAAUAUGGAACAAAUUAUUGUGCAGUUUGGAUAAGUGAAAAAUUUGAGCCAUGCUUGUUUGGAAAACAGUAUUUGUUUAUUUGACUCCGUCGAUGAGGAAGUUUCCAAGAAGGAAAACAUCCGGUUGUCUUUUUAUCCUCUUGCAAUUUUUAAAUUGUGUUGUACCUGAGAGUACAAUAUACUCAAUAUAACGAGGAGGAACAUACACUUUGUCUUAAUUAUAUUUUUUUUAGUAAUGAACUGGCAUUUAGUGAAGUAACAAAAUAUACUCAGCACUUCAGUAUUUUUAAGUACUGUAUUUCAUACCUUACAACUUUGAUGUAUCCUAGAAUUUGGGAUUUAGUGGGCAAUGUGCAAAGUGUACACUCUUCUUUACUUUUAUUUUUCUAUUUGUGAUAAGUUGAAGAAAAUCGUCAAUUCUUUGGAUUUUGUUUUGGGUCUGACUUAGCUGUAAGUUUGAAGUACAUUCUUUAAUCUUUUAGACAAAUUAAUCGUGUGUGUCUAACAUAGUGUGUGUGGUUGGUCGUUAGGUCAAAUUAGAAGAUGCAUCAUUUCAUUAUUAUUUGCCUUACUUAUUAUUGCAAAUUUUGAUUUUUUUUUUUUUUUAAAAGUUGUAUUUUGAAGUUUAUCUAUUAUAAAGCAGUCGACAAAAACAAAGAUCAAAAAGUAAGAGACCUGAAAAUAAUGUGGAUUACUCUAGGCUUUGGGUUUUAAUUGAAUCACAUAUCAUUGUAGAUUCUUAUCAUUAGCAUGAACAUGCACAGUCUCCUGAUGUCACAGAUUUUCCAAGAAAACAAACUGAUGGAACUGAGAUGGAAGUGUUUGCACCCUUUACUUAUCAGUUCGAAAGAUCUGCUUAUUACCUUCUUUUACUCACUUGAUUCUAGGCUUACUGUUUAAGAUUUGUGUGUAGGGUAAUGAGUUCUUCAUGUAACUAUCUGUAGAGUCAUCGGUUUUGAACUUAAAGUGCAAUAUUUGGAUGUCUGAAAGGUUGCUUGUUGAAUUAAUAAGUCUUGGAAGACAGUCCAGGUGUGCCAAAUGUUCCUGUGAUUUUCUUUUAACUGCUUAAAGGGUCACCACAUCUUUGUUCAUGGAACACUUGUGUAGCCUCCAGGCCCGAAUUUCCUAAAUAUGUAGCCAAGAAACAACAUCUUAGGGAGUUUAGUGAGUGCAGAAUUGACAAACAAAAACAAGGAAAGACAGUUUUAAAAGAACAAAUUUUAGAAAAAUUGUGUGUUCCUACAGCUAGACCUAGUCUUUGGGGGUACUAUUACUAUAGGAAUAUCUUUGAUAGAGAGAAGGUAUGUGAGUGUAUUUCUGUUUUCAGUUAAUGUUUUUGAAGUGAAUUUUACUUUCAAACAUUUCCUGUUAAACUAUACAGGGAUAACUUCCUGCAAGUAGUGCUAUGACAGUGUGUAGCCUCUCAUUGUUUUCUUAACUGGAUUCAGUGGACAAUGUUCGUUACUACAGUAGGCAUCGAAAUUCGCUUCCCGCCCUCUUAUAAUUGUGAUUGAUUACUAGUCAUCAUGCAUCCCAACUUUAACAAGCCUCCUGGCCAUGCACUAUUUCAGAAGUGAAAGGUUUCGAAUUUAAUAAAAUGUACAUAGUUACAGUUUAAUGUUUGUUGGACUGUUGAUAACAUUGUAAUGUACUUACAAAAAUAAAAAUUGGCUCUAUUUUGGUAAAUAAAUGGAACAUUUACCAAGUACAAA